Molecule: messenger RNA, 2208 nt
Organism: Amphibalanus amphitrite
Lineage: Eukaryota; Metazoa; Arthropoda; Thecostraca; Balanomorpha; Balanidae
Product: dual oxidase maturation factor 1-like
Exons: 11
Coding region: 516-1742 (408 amino acids)
Biological process (GO): protein transport
Cellular component (GO): endoplasmic reticulum membrane
Source: RefSeq, a predicted model, not a curated record
GGAGCCGGAGGCGCUGGGCGAGUUCUAUAGAUGGCCUUGGGCGAGUCGAAAGAAACACCGCAUGCGGUGCCGUGCUCCAUGGUGUUUACUUUCUUGCAUGCAAGAUCGUGCAGUGCAUCGAGGUUUGGAACUAGAAGACUCGAAGCUUGCAUCAUGGCACUGGCCAAGAAUGAUAAGACUAACCGCACAUCCUCGGCGGUGGGUAUACCCGAUUUCAGUGUCUGCGGUCCAGUUUCCUCCCCCCGAGUCCCAACUUCCCCAACCGCCGACGCUGCUCUCCCUCCGUCCUGGCCGCGACGUUUCCGGUGCGGUCGUCGGCUGGAGAGAUAGCGAAGCGUCCGUCGGCUACCGCUGUCUCGUCUCUGCUACCGACCAGUCCCCUGCGCCGCACCCCGCCGCCGGCGAGCGGCCAGUAUACUGGUCGGCCGACCCUCGCACCAGCUACCAUCGACAGCGACACCGGCGCAGCCAGGCUACAGAAAUCCAGCGCGGCCAUCCCAAGGGUCUCCGGCAUCAUGGGCCUGUACGAGUUCAGCCGAAUAGAGGGCUUUCCCUCCCUGUUCGCUCCCAACAAGACGCCGGUGACGGCCGACACCGUCGAGGCCGGCUGGAUAUUCGCCUUCCUCAUCUUAUUCGCCAGCUUCCUGGUCAUCCUGCCCGGCUUCAGAGGCAAACGGCGCUUCUUUGUGCUGGUUCGUGUGACUGCCAGCAUUAUCAUUGGACUGCUUCUUAUGUUGGGCAACUUUGGCAUGGAGUGGGAGGUGGCCACGCUGAAGACGAGGACGCCGUACAAGGCGUACACGAGCGCCGAGCUGGAGGGAGCCGAGGUGGGCAUGAAGCUCGGUCUGCGUGGCGUCAACGUCACCCUCUACGUUGACCAGGGCCACAUUCCGAUGGAGUUGAAAGGCGAGGUCAUCAACUACAACGAACGCUUCUGGUGGAGCUGGGGUCAGGGACGGAACGGGUUCGGCCCAUUCGCCGGACAGAUCCAGCGCGACUUCCGGCGCGCCCAGCAGCGCGGCGCGCCGCUGCCCAUCCUCUGGGUGGCCGAGUACUUCACCUUUGACGGCGAGGGCAUCCGCUUCGGGAGGCACUACAUGCGCGCCGGAUGGUACGCGCAUAUCCUCAUCUGGGCGGCGUUCCCCUGCUACCUGCUGGCCAACAUCUUCCAAUUCAUGGUGCUGCGGUACGCGGCGCUGUUCACCAUGAUGACGGGCCUGCUGCAGAUAAUCGCCUGCAUUAUCUGGGCGGCCGUCAGGAACCCCGUGCCGCUGGUGGUGCCGUUCGAGGAGGGCGUCCUGCGCACCCACUUCGGGGCACACUUCUAUCUCACCCUCAUCAACGGUAUCUUCUGUCUGCUGGUGGGCCUGACGAUGAUCUUCAUGGACAUCCGGUACCCGGAGUACCUGACCGACUUCUUCGGCGUCGACCCGCUGCAGGACUACGAGGAGCACUACUACACUCAAGAGGAGCUGGAGACUGAAGCCAAAGGAGCGAAGGAGGAGUCUGCUCCAGGAACCGUGGAGCUCGGAUCAAUCACCAAAGCGGCCGCUGCCGCAGACGCCAAUAACGAGGAGGCCGAGCCUGGCUACCUGCUGAAGCGGCGCAGCCACCUGCCGGGCCUGCAGCGCUCCUCGGUACGCCGGCCCGAGGCGGCGCCCCGCAGACGCUACCAGGCUGGGGACACUUCCAUCCGAGAGGAAACUGAACAACAGGAGAACCUGUACGAAAACACCCGCUGAACAGGAGACGAUCGACUUCCGGCGCGGCGGAGCCGACCGGGUGUUUGUUAUUUUGUCUGCGCUGAGCUGUGUAUCUACUGACUACAGACUCGUAGGUGUGUAUCUACAGACUGAUUUACCGGCGGAAGUCCAUAUCUGCUCUUUCUCAACGCGAUUGAGUAGAGUGUUUCUAGCAAACUUUUCAGAAAACGUUCAAGCAUUGUUAUCUUAUCGCUUAAUUAAUGCAUUGCCAUUCACAUAAGUUUGAUUGAACAAUGGGAUGGAGUGAGUGAAUGGGUGAGUGAGCAAUGGGUAGAGUGAAGCAGCGGAAAACGAUUAUGAUAUGCUUGCUGUUUCAAAGUGACGCUUUUUCACUGCCCCCCAGUGUGCUCACAUUGGCACUAACGCGACAGUUUACAUCAAUGAGGCAGUAAGUCAACGUGAGAUUGAGUAGCCCAGUGAUGUAAUAUACUCGCAGUCUUCUCGA